AUGAAAGAGAUCAUAGGUGGGAAAGGCGGUCCUCAUGAAGAGAAACCCGAAACUGACAACGAAAACCAUGAUAUUAUGGAGGAAGACCAUCAGACUUUAGAUAACCAUGUCAACCAAUAUUUCAGAGAUAUAAAGCAAUUCACUACAACUAGAAGUACGGAAGUAGCUGAUGAAGAUAUAGACGGGACUAAAAAUGGAAACGGAAUUACAGACGUAACUUUUGGUGACGUUGACCUGGACAUCAACUUGAAUAUCGACAGAGCAAUAUCAGAGACAUUUGCUCAUUUGAGUAGUCAGCAUGUGAUGGAUAAGGCCGACGGGACCAAAUUAGGAGACCCUCUGAGAAAUAUUACGGCAGAAAAUGUAUCUAUUACACCAUCUACUAAUCUACCUCAAAAAGUAGUCCGACCGGUUAAUUUGAAUAAACAUAACGAACAUUAUACAAAGCUUUCCGCAAGUUCUGAUAGUAAAAAAGUAUGCAAAUUCUGCGGAAAAACCUUUCAGCAAACAGGGUCACUGGGACGACAUUUAGAUCAUCAGAAGGGUAACGAACUGCACCCGGCAGAAGAAGUUGAGAAGAUUAGGGGUAACGUGGCACGUAGAGGAAACCCUGAAGAGGUUAGGCUGCGAAGACAAAAGAAAGCAAAAGAGUAUAAUAGAAGAGACUAUGUAAAGGAGAAAAAUAGACUCCGAAGAAGAAGAGCCACCUGUAAGUUUAACAGGGAAAAGGAAGCUCAGCAAAUGGCAUUCUACAAAAAUAUCAGCUAUCCAACGCUUCCAUCCCACCCUUCGUUUCCAAGAAUGGUUUUGUUUUUUCUUCCACCUAGUUUAUGGCCUCACGAUCCACCCACUACCCAGACGUAUAAAACUCUAAUGGUGUGGCUUGAAACUAACAAAGACGUUAUGACGAAGAUACCCCACUUGAGUAAUUCGAACACGAUCCAAAGCCAUAUAUCGAAACUAACCAUUGGGUUUGAAAAUUGGCAAACAUUAUCUGCUGAAUCUAAAAAGGAUAUGUGGAACCGUGAGCAAAGAGUUGUAUUACAACAAUUAUUAGGUGAAUUAACAGUAUUUGACUUUGCGAUACGUGACAAAUGGGCUGAACACCUAAUCAAAGAGAAAUUAGAAAUUAACUCCUCAAUCCAAACCAGCCCAGAAGGAUUAGGAUGCAGUCAGCCCAAAUUUGACAAAGAAGAUACACAGUUUAUCGAUGACUCAGAAACUGGGAAUGAGAAACCAAGAAAGCAAGCCAAAAAUUCGGAAUCUCAACCAGUAGUCUCCAUGAUCGAUAGAAUGGCACAUAUGGACGAGAUAGAGGAUAUGGAUAUGGAUCUUCACCACUUCAUGCCUAUUGGUGGUGAUGAUAGCGACGGAAGCCUACAGAAUAAUGGGGAAAAAGAGAACGAGGAGGAUGGUAUUCAGAAUGAUGAUGAUAGCGAUAUUGAUAACAACAAAAUUGGCGAAUCGAUGACAAAAUCUCAUCAAGUCGCUGCAACUGCAAGUUCUGGAAAGAUUAAAUAA
Messenger RNA from Pichia kudriavzevii, 1521 nucleotides. RefSeq lists its product as uncharacterized. Bases 1 to 1521 code for a protein of 506 amino acids. The record is from RefSeq and is a predicted model, not a curated record. The transcript has a single exon. NCBI's taxonomy places the organism in Eukaryota, Fungi, Ascomycota, Pichiomycetes, Pichiales, Pichiaceae.